AUGAAAUUCCACAUCUUGACCGCCAUCACCAGUGCCAUUGCUGUCAUUCAAUGCGUUUUUGCUGCUCCUACUCAAACUACCAGUGAGGCUGCCACUAGCACCAAGACGUACUUGCCUCAAGUAUCUCCCAUCUUCCCAAGCAUGGCGCCUGCAACUGAUGUUGUCACUUCUUAUAAUGCUGGUCCUUAUAAUCUGAGUGCUGCUUUGCCUACUUACCAAUUGAGCGGCUUUCCUGAGGUGUGGCAAGUUCCUAAUGUUUCUCAUCCCGAAGUGGUUGCUGCUAUCAACCAAAUCAACUGGGAUCUUGUUCCUAAAGCUCCUGUCAGAUAUCAGAAUCCCAAGACUGGUCUCUUUGAGCCUGAUACUGACGGCCCUACUGAUCCUUACUGCUGGUGGUCUGAUACAAAUUGUCUUAAACCCAAGAUCCCCAUCCCUGAUGAUUACUACAAGUGUGAUCAACCUGACAUGUGGGGUCUUUCUUACGACGAUGGACCAUUCAAUCGUUACACUGGCAAGUACGCUUCUUUGGAGAACCCUUACGCUGAGCCUGCCUUGUACAAUUUCUUGGCCGAACACAACAAUCAAAAGGCUAAUUUGAUGUACAUUGGCUCCAAUGUCGUCUCUUACCCUGCUGCUGCAAAGAGAGGCUUCAACGAUGGCCAUUACCUGUGUGUUCAUACUUGGUCUCACCCACCCAUGACGACCAUGACCAACGAACAGGCAGUUGCUGAGUUCUACUGGACUCUCAAGGCCAUUAAACAAACAACUGGCGUGACCCCUAUGUGCUGGAGACCACCUCAAGGUGAUGUGGAUGAUCGUAUCCGUGCCAUUGCUUGGCAAAUGGGUCUUCAUACUGUCAUGUGGAAUUGGGAUUCUGAGGAUUGGGAUAUGCCAGCUCCUGGUGGUGGCGAUCUCCCUGUUUCGACUGUAAACGGCUACUUUGAGCAGUGGUACGCUGAUGGUAAGGCUCGUAACCUCACUGUUGGCCAUAUUGUCCUCGAGCAUGAAUUGAACAGUCAAACUGUUGGCAUGACAGAAAAAUGGUUGCCCAAGCUGCAAACCGUCUUUAAUGUCAUUCCUGCCUUGGCUUGCAACAAUGUAUCUCAACCUUACUGGGAAAAGCAAUUUGUUUAUCCUCUUGUCAACCAACCUGCUAAAAAUGGUACUUUGAAGUAUUAG
Mucor velutinosus is the source of this 1179-nucleotide messenger RNA. RefSeq lists its product as uncharacterized. Gene Ontology annotation, biological process: carbohydrate metabolic process. Gene Ontology annotation, cellular component: membrane. The transcript has 5 exons. Gene Ontology annotation, molecular function: chitin deacetylase activity. NCBI's taxonomy places the organism in Eukaryota, Fungi, Mucoromycota, Mucoromycetes, Mucorales, Mucoraceae. The record is from RefSeq and is a predicted model, not a curated record. The coding region runs from base 1 to 1179 and encodes 392 amino acids.